This is a messenger RNA of Periophthalmus magnuspinnatus, 3166 nucleotides long. Its product is annotated as toll-like receptor 5. Bases 59 to 2005 code for a protein of 648 amino acids. The transcript is spliced from 2 exons. Gene Ontology annotation, molecular function: protein binding. The record is from RefSeq and is a predicted model, not a curated record. Lineage: Eukaryota; Metazoa; Chordata; Actinopteri; Gobiiformes; Gobiidae.
CGUGAAUGCAGAAGAGGCGCAAAGUGUAAAAGUGUGAAGACUGAGAAACAUACUGUAGAUGGAAUUCAACAUGACAAUGAAGAUGAAGAGACUGUCCCUUCAAAUUGUCCUGAUCUGCAUUGUCCUCCAGCUUCAAAGUUGCUCCUCAUGCAUCAUCACUGGCCCUGCGGCUUACUGUGCCUUUCAAAACCUCCGCUCGGUCCCUGCCCUCCCUCCUCACAUUACACACUUGUUUCUGGAGAUGAACCAAAUCCACGAAAUCACAGCCACUUCUUUGUCCCACCUCCCCAUGCUACAGCAACUGGACUUAGGAUAUCAACGUGUUCCACUCACAAUCCGCAACAACGCAUUCAGCAAACAGACAAACCUGACCAGACUUGUGCUUGGAUUUAAUAGGAAUCUGCAGUUAGAGCCGAAUGCGUUUGUGGGACUAUCCAACUUAAAAUUUUUAUAUUUAUACCACUGCAAUUUGAAUGAAACUAUACUCAACAGCAGCAUUUUGGAACCACUCGCAUCUCUGGAGACUCUUGACCUAUUUGGAAACAACAUUAAGAGACUACAACCUGCAAUGCAUUUUACUAACAUGACUGGUUUGAAAGAUUUAAAUCUUAAAUUGAAUUCCCUUGAUCAGAUUUGUGAAGCAGAUGUUGUUGGAUUUAAGGGCAAAAACUUCAGGCAUGUGAAUCUGAACCAUGUGAAGCUUGGGGCAAUGUCAAGUGAAGCUUUUAACUGGGAAAAAUGUGGAAACCCAUUUAAAAAUAUGUCAUUUGAGUUCAUUGACUUUUCAAGCAACAGUUUGAAUUUGUCCAGUUUAAAGAGGUUUUUCAAAGCAAUACAAGGGACAAAAAUCACCCAGCUUAAUCUUGCUGGACAUUAUGGUAAAGGGUUUUCAUUCAACAAUUUACCAGAUCCAGACAACACAACAUUUGAAGGCCUAAGGGAAAGUCACCUGCAACAUUUGAAAAUAUCUAGAAAUAAGAUUUUUGCAUUAAAACAUGGCGUCUUUACCCAUUUCAAAGACGUCCAAGUCAUUGAUAUAUCACAAAAUAGUGUAAACCGGAUUGAUAUAAGUGCAUUUGAUGGUCUUCAGACAAAUUUACAGACCUUAAACUUGUCACACAAUCUCCUUGGUGAGAUCUACUCUUAUACUUUUGCUCCUUUGACCAAUUUGCGAGUGCUAGACUUGUCCCACAACCACAUUGGGGUACUUGGGUAUAACUCAUUCAAUGGGCUUACAAAUUUACAGGCACUGCUCCUAACAGGAAAUGCCAUUACAAAUUUAGGACUCCCUGCUUCUUUACCAAAAUUGCAAAUACUGAAAUUGGAUGAUAAUAAAUUAAAAUCCGUCUAUAAUAUUGCACAUUUUGCCAGCUCUGCUACCAAGUACUUAGAUGUUUCAAAUAACAGACUGACAAAUUUGGGAGAUGUGUAUAUGUUUUUAAGUAAAUUUAAAAACCUCCAGUAUCUUAUCUUUAACUAUAAUCCAGUUGAAACGUGCAGAGUUGAUUCUCGUAUAACAACAAGUCAAUUAAAAACGUUGUAUCUUGAUCACAUCUCGCUACAGUCUGUUUGGUCAAAGGGAAAAUGUUUGGAUUUAUUUGACCAUCUUGGACAAUUACAGUUCCUCAGCUUUACUUACAAUGGGAUCAGGACAUUACCUUUGAGUAUUUUCAAGGGCCUUAAAUCCAUCCAGCAAAUUGACCUAUCAUCAAAUGCCUUGACCCAUAUUCAAGACAAUGUCUUCCCUCCAAAUCUACAAAAGCUAAAUCUUGCUAACAACUUCAUAGCUGAGCCCCAACCCCAAAUAUUCAACUCACUGCAGUGUGUUGAUUUGAGAAUGAACCGGUUUCACUGUGGUCCAGGACUAAAGGACUUUGUGACCUGGAUCCAAGAGACCAAUGUGACUCUGAAAGGCCCCAUAGACCAGUUAACAUGUGAGUUCCCAUCAAGUUUGCAUGGUGUUUCUCUGGUAAAUGCUUAUGGUGCUAAGGUUGGAACACAGUGAAAGUGUCAGAUGUGGUUUACCUUCUAGUAUAUUACAACUGUAUAUUAUAUCUACUUUAUAUUAUGUACAUUAACUACAACUGAUGCUAUUAUGUUUCAUGGUAUGGAGUUUUUACUUCUAAAAUGUUAACCUGUAAUCUAAAAAACUGUUUUUUUUUUAUGUUUUUAAAUGUUUUUUAAAUGUUACAUGUAAGCUUGUGUUGAACUUAAAACAAUGAGACUGAAAAGGCUAUUGCAAAUAAAGCUAAUCUGAUAGUAAAAUAAUCAACAACAAUCCCGUAUUAGUUAUGUACACAGUUUUAAUUCUAAACUGUUGACUUUGAUAACUGAGAAUCUAAACAAUUUAACCUAAAAUAACCCAUUUGUAAUUGUAAGAAAAUACCAGCAGAGAGCGCUAUUUCACAACAUCUAACAAGCCAUAUGGUCACACAUGCUCUAACAGUGGAGGACUAGUGAAAUAACCGUUGAAAUUCCCAUGAAUCAGAUUUUUGGGGGUGGGUCCGUGAAGCCAAGAACACUUAAAAAAAAAAUUUCCCCGUUUUUUUCUUUUAACACCAGGAGGCAAUAUAUAUGUCUAUUGGGACGCUGUACACCGUCCUUAUCUACUACAUUUUGGUGGAAAUCUGUGUGUUGAUAUGAUGAUGCGCAUUCAAAGACAAUAGACCUAAAAAUACACGACCUUCUUAUUUUGAAAUGUUACAUAUUUGUCUAUUAUUGGACUAUUAUCGCUUCCUUGAGUCUGUCUGGGAGAGUUGUGUCCUCGGAGGAAAAAAAUCAAACGCCAAUCUUGAGUCAUGGAUCCCAUUGAUUUGCAUGUGACAGCAGGUGCCAGAGAUGCUGUUGUUACUGGCCUGUUUCGUCACAUUACAAACCACUACAGACACAGGAAAACCCCCACUCAUCCCAGCAUCACCAGUCCUCCCCCCUCUACUCCAGGUCGUCAUGGAAACACAGUCCUCAGCUUCCUCUGAUUGCCAUGGCAUUUUGGCGUCACUUUCUGGAUUCCUGCAUCUUUACAUCCCUCCCCCAGCCUCUCACCUCAAUAGUUUCGCAAUAUAUUUUACAAACAGUGAUGCUAUUGACAUUUAUUACAAAAACACAAGAAUAAUACUGUCGUUGAAGCAGUAGAAAUGAGGAAUUCUAACAUGAAAAAUAAAUGAAG